AUGCAGGCGUUGAGCAAGCAGCGGACGUGGGUCUUCCUCGUCGUCUACUCCCUCCUCCUCUCCUCCUCCUGGAACCUCCUCCUCUCCAUCCGCUCCUGGUACAACUCGGCGGCCGCCUCCGCCUCCUCCCGCGCCGCCGCCGGCUGGAAGGCCCUCUACGCCUCCGUGCUCUACGGAGGGGUCUUCGGCCUGCUCUCCAUGGGGGCGGCGCUGGCCGUGGCGGUGCCGGCCACGUUGGUCACCUGGAUCACGAUCCUCGUGCUACUCGCCCUCUUCAAGCUCCUCCUCCUCGCCUUCGGCCUCGGCCCCCUCUGCCCCUCCCUCCCCCUUCUCCCCUUCCUGUUCACCUCCUUCUUCCCUGUCAAGAUCCAAACCAAACCCAAGCCCAAACCUCCCAUCUCUUCAUCUUUAUCCACCCUUCACCGCCUCAUCACUGCCGUCAGGGUUCUCCUCUUGGCCACCAUCAUCUCCAGCUACCGCUAUAGUGAUAGAAUGCAUCCGUACCUCCUCCUCGCCAUCUACUGCUGCCACAUCUACCUGAUCCUAGUUCUCGGUCUCGCCUCCAUUGCCAAGAUCGCCACCGGUCUCCUUGGCCUCGAGCUGGAGCCCCAGUUCAACAACCCCUUAGGCGCCUCCUCCCUUCAGGACUUCUGGGGCCGCCGCUGGAACCUCAUGGUCUCUUCCAUCCUCCGCCCCUCCGUCUACGACCCCGUUCAAGCCCGCUGGGGGCUCGACGCUGGCAUCCUCGCCACCUUCUUCGUCUCCGGCCUCAUGCAUGAGCUCAUGUUCUACUACCUCACCUUGGCACUUCCCACCGGGGAGGUUACCGCGUUCUUCAUCCUCCACGGGCUGCUCACGGUGGCGGAGAGGAAGGCUCGGAAGGCCGGCUGGUGGCGGCCGCACCCCGUCGUGGCGGCGCCGCUUGCACUCGGGUUGAUCGUCGGCACCGGGUACUGGCUCUUCUUCCCGCCCCUCCUGAGAGGUGGGGCCGACGCGGUGGGGCUGGCGGAGUUUUCUGCUGUGAUGGGAGUUUUCCAAACCCCCUCCAAUAUCCCAUGUACUUUUUGCUGAUGACAUGCAAGUAGCAAGGGCGAUAGUAAAGGAUAGAAUUCUACUUAAAAUCCCUUGUUGAUGCUUGUUAAUUAUAGCCGGCCAAGCUAU
Messenger RNA from Phoenix dactylifera (date palm), 1161 nucleotides. NCBI's taxonomy places the organism in Eukaryota, Viridiplantae, Streptophyta, Magnoliopsida, Arecales, Arecaceae. The record is from RefSeq and is a predicted model, not a curated record.